AUGGUCUCCUUCACAUCUUUGUUCACCGCCGCUGUGGCAGCGACAGGUGCUCUUGCUGUCCCGGUCACCGAUCUUGCUACGCGCUCGCUGGGUGCCCUGACUGCACGCGCGGGCACUCCCUCUUCCCAGGGAACCCACAACGGCUGCUUCUACAGCUGGUGGACCGACGGCGGUGCUCAAGCCACCUACACCAACGAAGCUGGCGGCAGUUACAGCGUGAGCUGGAAGACCGGUGGUAACCUUGUUGGAGGAAAGGGCUGGAACCCCGGUGCCGCACGCACCAUCACUUACUCCGGCACCUACAGCCCCUCCGGUAACUCCUACCUCGCCGUUUACGGUUGGACCCGCAACCCCCUGAUCGAGUACUACGUGGUUGAGAACUUCGGCACCUACGAUCCCUCCUCCCAGGCAACCGUCAAGGGCUCCGUGACCGCCGAUGGCUCCUCCUACAAGAUCGCGCAGACCCAGCGCACCAACCAGCCCUCCAUCGACGGCACCCAGACCUUCCAGCAGUACUGGUCUGUGCGCCAGAGCAAGCGCAGCAGCGGAUCCGUCAACAUGAAGACUCACUUCGAUGCCUGGGCUGCCAAGGGCAUGAAGCUCGGAACGCACAACUACCAGAUCGUUGCCACUGAGGGCUACUUCUCCAGUGGUAGCGCUAAGAUCACCGUCAACUGCGCUUAA
Molecule: messenger RNA, 684 nt
Organism: Ascochyta rabiei
Lineage: Eukaryota; Fungi; Ascomycota; Dothideomycetes; Pleosporales; Didymellaceae
Product: Endo-1,4-beta-xylanase
Exons: 2
Coding region: 1-684 (227 amino acids)
Biological process (GO): xylan catabolic process
Molecular function (GO): hydrolase activity, hydrolyzing O-glycosyl compounds
Source: RefSeq, a predicted model, not a curated record